AUGCCGUCGGCUAGGCUCCUGGCGGCGCGGCGAGGAUUCGAUGCAGUUUUUUGGUUGGUGGGGAAGGGUGGCCUGGCAGAUUGCACGGACGUGCUCAGGGUGACCGUUCCCAAGAUCAAGGACGAGGAGCGCAAGGACUUGGAUAAGGCGUACCCAAGGGAUUUCUUCCAGGUGGGGAGGGUCAGGGUGCAGCUCAAGAAAGAUGACGGCUCCCCCGUCAAUCCUGCUAUUAAAACAAGUAAGUGCCUGAACUGCAUACUUGCUUUCACCUAA
This is a messenger RNA of Miscanthus lutarioriparius, 273 nucleotides long. The record is from the annotation of a GenBank genome assembly. Lineage: Eukaryota; Viridiplantae; Streptophyta; Magnoliopsida; Poales; Poaceae.